AUGGUGCAACAACUAUCAUUAGUGUCGUCAAUUCCUCAUUCGAAUUACCUACAAACAAUAACCUCACUUCAAGCCAUCACCGGUAUACUACAACCACAACAAGUUUCCACCUACUCAUUAAUAACCAAACCCAACCAUGCGUUUAAACCUAAAUUUGAACCAGGAAAAAUCAACCAAAUUGAGCAAUACUAUAUGAAAUGUACAACAUCUUGGGAAGAGCCAAAGAAUGGUCACUUGGAUAUUGCUAGACCUGUAUUCAAUGAUGAUAAAGAGCACCCUAUAUUGGUGAAGAAAUUAUUUAGUAAUGAUUAUGAGGAGGAAGGAGCAAGUGGUAGUGGUGGUGGAAAUGAGCGAGUAUGGACCUUACAGAUCAGUGAUAUACCCAUUGCUGGAAAAAAUCAAACUUGUCUGCAACAGACGAUUUAUGAAAGUACUUUGGUGCAUACACAUAUUGGUGUUGAUAGUGAAGUUGCGGAUGAAUUGGGUGAUAAGAUGGAUAUCGAUAUUGAAGUGAAGGAGGAGAAGGAAGUAAAGCAAGAAGAUAUGAAAGAGGAUAAUGAGAUAAAAAGUCAAGACCCCGUAAUAAAGAAAGAAGAAGGAGCUGCAUCCAAUGAUGAAUCUAAUACAAAGGAUGUGGUCGCCAACAAUGAUGAAGACAUCACCAAUGAAACAACCACCGUAAAGAUCGAGCCCCAGGAUGGGUCCAAAACCGCAACCCCACCCAGAAAGUCUUCCAGAAAGAGCAAAAACGACUCAUUUCUAAUCUUUCUCAACGAUCUCGGAUACGAAGUAGUCAAUCAAUACUGGAUAAAAGGCGUACGGUUUUUUUACAAGGAUAUAAUUAUAGAAAUCUACAAAAUAUUUAUUCGUGAUGACGAUUACGAUGCUGGUACUAGUGCUGAUACAACUGAAAAUGCUAUAAAAUUGAAGUUACUUGAUGAAUCAAAUACUUUCCAAAUUAAAUGUUUUGUUAAUGUUCCCAAGACUACUGAUAUAGAACUCAUUAAUGCUGGUACUAAAGAAUUGAGCAAGUUGCAAGAAUUUGUCAAGAAUUUGUUCAUUUUGGAAAUACCUGAUCGAAUGUUUAUGGAUUCAAGGAUACAAAGUUUGAAAUGA
Lodderomyces orthopsilosis Co 90-125 is the source of this 1116-nucleotide messenger RNA. RefSeq names its product Med18p (gene MED18). Gene Ontology annotation, molecular function: transcription coregulator activity. Gene Ontology annotation, biological process: regulation of transcription by RNA polymerase II; termination of RNA polymerase II transcription. Gene Ontology annotation, cellular component: core mediator complex; mediator complex. The coding region runs from base 1 to 1116 and encodes 371 amino acids. Lineage: Eukaryota; Fungi; Ascomycota; Pichiomycetes; Serinales; Debaryomycetaceae. The record is from RefSeq and is a predicted model, not a curated record. The transcript has a single exon.